CCGAGUAGGCGGGUCCGUGAUAGGACAGCGGCGGCGGCGGCCGUGACGUGUCGCUCGGCCUACGAUGCUUUGUGCGUCCAUGCGCGGCGGCGCGCGCGCGGGGGCCGCUGGGCACCUCGGGGCCGAUCUGACCCGGCGCAGAGCGCGGCUACGGCGGCCGCGCGGGGACUCUGUGGGCGACCAGCCGGCGGUCGGGCAGGUUCAGGAGGCCCCCGGGUUGGCGUCUCCAGCCCUCCGCCUGCGACGGCCCCGGGGGCUGCUGAUUGCUUCCUAGUGACUGUUCGUCCUCCCGGCGCUGCCAGCUUCGCGAAAGUUUGGUCACCUGGCUCAGAAAGAAAUGGAGCAAGAGCCCCAAAAUGGAGAACCUGCCGAAAUUAGAGUCAUCAAGGAAGCAUAUAAGAAGGCCUUUUUAUUUGUUAAUAAAGGAUUAAAUACAGAUGAACUAGGUCAGAAGGAAGAAGCAAAAAACUACUAUAAGCAGGGAAUAGGACACCUGCUCAGAGGAAUCAGCAUUUCAGCAGCAGAGCCUGAACACGUAGGCCCUGGGUGGGAAUCUGCUAGACAGAUGCAACAGAAAAUGAAAGAAACACUACAGAAUGUCCGUACCCGGUUGGAAAUUCUAGAGAAGGGUCUUGCCACUUCUCUACGGAAUGAUCUUCAAGAAGUGCCCAAGUUAUAUCCAGAAUUUCCUCCCAAAGGUGAUAUAUCUGAAAAGUCACCACCAGAGUCUCAGGCCUUUAGUUCAGCACCUGAGCACACUGAAGUGAAUGAAAACACUUCAGCUUCAAGUUCAGCAUCGGGUCCUGCACCUAGUUCGCUGGCCACACCAUCUCAGAGUCAUCCAGCAGAAGCACCUCCUGCGUACACUCCUCAGGCUGCUGAGGGGCACUACACUGUCUCCUAUGGAACAGAAUCGGGGGAGUUCUCCUCAGUUGGAGAAAACUUUUAUCAGAAUCAUUCACAGCCACCUCCUCUUGAGACUUUGGGACUAGAUGCAGAUGAGUUGAUUUUGAUACCUAAUGGAGUGCAGAUUUUUUUUGUAAAUCCUGCAGGGGAAGUUAGUGCACCUUCAUACCCAGGGUAUCUUAGGAUUGUGAGGUUCCUGGAUAAUUCUCUUGAUACAGUUCUAAACCGUCCUCCUGGAUUUCUCCAGGUUUGUGACUGGUUGUAUCCUCUAGUUCCGGAUAGAUCUCCAGUUCUUAAAUGUACAGUGGGAGCAUAUAUGUUUCCUGAUACAAUGUUACAGGCAGCAGGAUGCUUUGUCGGAGUUGUUUUGUCUUCUGAAUUACCUGAAGAUGAUAGAGAACUCUUCGAAGAUCUAUUAAGACAAAUGUCUGACCUGCGACUCCAGGCAAACUGGAAUUGGGCAGAAGGAGAAAGUGAAUUCCAGAUUCCUGGAAGAUCAAGAUCUCCUGAUCAACAGAGGGAGGCGAGUAGCACUGAUGUGAGCCAGUUGGGUCCUUCAGUGGAUCAAGGGAAUAGGGAUGUACAUCAUAAAGGAAAACGAGGGAAAAAGGUUAGUAAAGGUAAAGGUACACCAAGUGAAGAAGUAAAUCUGAGUCACAUUGUACCCUAUGAGCCAGUUUCAGAAGAAAAAGCAAAAGAAUUACCUGAAUGGAGUGAAAAAGUGGCUCAAAACAUUUUGUCAGGUGCUUCUUGGGUGAGUUGGGGUUUAGUCAAAGGAGCUGAAUUUACUGGAAAAGCAAUCCAGAAAGGUGCUUCUAAACUCCGAGAAAAGAUUCAACCAGAAGAAAAACCAGUGGAAGUAAGUCCAGCUGUGACCAAGGGACUUCACAUAGCAAAGCAAGCUACAGGAGGAGCUGCGAAAGUCAGUCAAUUCCUGGUUGAUGGAGUGUGCACUGUGGCAAAUUGUGUUGGAAAGGAACUAGCACCACAUGUGAAGAAGCAUGGAAGCAAACUUGUUCCAGAAUCUCUUAAAAAAGACAAAAAUGGAAAGUCUCCUUUGGAUGGUGCUAUGGUCGUAGCAGCAAGUAGUGUUCAAGGAUUUUCAACUGUCUGGCAGGGACUGGAAUGUGCGGCAAAAUGCAUUGUUAACAAUGUUUCAGCAGAAACUGUACAAACUGUCAGAUACAAAUAUGGACAUAAUGCAGGAGAAGCUACACACGACGCAGUAGACUCUGCCAUCAAUGUUGGUGUAACAGCUUAUAAUAUUGACAACAUUGGUAUUAAAGCAAUAGUGAAGAAAACUGCAAAACAAACAGGACAUACAAUCCUUGAGGACUAUAAACUAGUUGAUAGUCCUAAGGAGGGAAAUCAAGGAGGAGCAAGUGUAAACACAAAAGGGGAGAAAGAUGAGCAAACAGACAAACUAGAGAAGAAUGAAACAAAGAAGAAAGAUAAAUGAUGAACAAGCUGUGAACCACCUUACAGGAUGGAUGCAGCUUUGUUAACUAGCAAGUGUGGAAUUCCCUACAGAUUAAUCAGUAUUUUUAAAAAAUGUAUUCAUUCCUGCAAAGUGACUGUUAAAUAAGCUUUAUAGCAUGUACUCUAUGUACCAGGAAAAGAAUCAGUAUUCUUGCAUCUGACCUUUGAAACUAUACAGUUAUUUUCUCAGUAAGUUUAUUUUUUUCUAAGUGUGGCUAAAAUAUUUUUUGCAGUUAAAAUAGGACUAAUAAUACAUGAGCUUUAAACUUCAUUAAAUCAAAUGUUAAAACUAUUUUUGUAUUUGCUAUCCAUCAGAAGUAUCAGGAAGUAGAAAGGUGGGAAAUUGUUAGAUGUAUAUGUAAAAUUUGGUAUUUAGUAACCCUAGUAUAAUUUAUACUAGGAAAGGAAAUUUUUAAAUGUUAUUUUUUCACUAAUUACGGAUUUUUUUUUUUAAGAUGGUUGUUAAAUCUUCAGUGUGUAAGCUAAACAAAAACUAUAAUACUAAACUAAAAGAAUUCACAGGUAAGGUUUUAUAAAGCUCCAAAAACAGGUUAUAGUCUAAUCAUGAAAAAUAAAACAAGACUAAACACAUUUGGUAGUUUGCCUCUUAAUUAAGAAACAGAAUAGGUCUUUGUAUUUAAAAUAAAUGCAAAUAAUGUAUAAAUCUUCUGAAUUUAGACUGCUAUCAAUCUAUGAGGAAUCUAGGAAAAUUUGGGGUAUGUGUGAUUGAUAUAUAAGAAUUAUGAAUGAUUAUUACCAAUUUAAUUGAGAAAAAAAUCACUGGAAGAAAUCAUUAUACCAUAUCUACUUCUGUUUUUCCAAAUGUCUAAAAUUGUAUAAAAACAAAAAUAAAACAGAUUUGAGCUUACUGUAA
Molecule: messenger RNA, 3259 nt
Organism: Erinaceus europaeus (western European hedgehog)
Lineage: Eukaryota; Metazoa; Chordata; Mammalia; Eulipotyphla; Erinaceidae
Gene: SPART
Product: spartin
Exons: 10
Coding region: 338-2365 (675 amino acids)
Biological process (GO): cell division; negative regulation of BMP signaling pathway
Cellular component (GO): plasma membrane
Source: RefSeq, a predicted model, not a curated record